Epinephelus fuscoguttatus (brown-marbled grouper) is the source of this 5449-nucleotide messenger RNA. It is a transcript of the gene qki2, whose product is annotated as QKI, KH domain containing, RNA binding 2. Gene Ontology annotation, cellular component: nucleus. Lineage: Eukaryota; Metazoa; Chordata; Actinopteri; Perciformes; Serranidae. Gene Ontology annotation, molecular function: mRNA binding. Gene Ontology annotation, biological process: regulation of mRNA splicing, via spliceosome. Bases 535 to 1584 code for a protein of 349 amino acids. The transcript has 9 exons. The record is from RefSeq and is a predicted model, not a curated record.
CGCGCCCCCGACAGCCCACUCGUGCUGCUGCUGUACUGUAAUCAUAUGAUAGGGAGCCGAGCCCCGCUGCAGAAUACCGACACACCGGGCGGACACCAGCGGAGCAGCCGGGGCGGAGGACACCAGUUGAUGGUAGAGAUUUUAUUUUAGCCGUUACAGAAGCGCGUGGAGUCCGUGAAAGUGUCAGAAAGAGCCAAAGUCCCCCCAGAAAGGAACUUUUUUAAACUCUGGAGAGAGUCGGACACAGGGGGGGAACCGUUUGGAAGAGAGGAGGGCGACACACACGAAACGUUAACCGAGGGACAGUCGAUUUAACCGGAGCUGAGGUUUGAGUUAGCUAACACACACACACACACACACACACACACACACACACACACACACACACACAGAGGUAGGCGGUCAGCGGGUCGGUGGAAACCCCUGGGGUCCUCGCAUCGCUUGUCGGGGCGUGUGUGGUUGUUUUUUUUUUGUGGCUUUCCCCCACAAGUUUCUAAAAACUAGCUAGGUCACUUUACUGUCGAAGCUGAAGCCAUGGUCGGGGAGACAGAGGUGAAGGAGAGACCCAAGUCCAACCCGGACUAUCUCAUGCAGCUGAUGAACGACAGGAAGGUGAUGAGCUCCCUGCCCAACUUCAGCGGCAUCUUCACGCAUCUGGAGCGGCUGCUGGAUGAAGAAAUCGGCAGGGUACGCAAAGACAUGUACAAUGACACGGUGAAUGGCGGCAUGUUCAACGGGCGGGACAUGGAGGAGCUUCCCGAAGCCAUCGGCCCUGUGGCUCAGCUGCAGGAGAAGCUCUACGUGCCUGUCAAAGAGUACCCUGACUUUAACUUUGUAGGGAGGAUCCUGGGCCCACGUGGACUGACGGCCAAACAACUGGAGGCAGAGACCGGCUGCAAGAUUAUGGUGCGAGGAAAGGGCUCCAUGAGAGACAAGAAGAAGGAGGAGAUGAACCGAGGGAAGCCCAACUGGGAGCACCUCAGCGAGGACCUCCACGUCCUGAUCACGGUGGAGGACACACACAACCGGGCCAAGAUCAAACUCCAGCGGGCCAUCAACGAGGUCAAGAAACUUCUGGUGCCAGCUGCUGAGGGGGAGGACAACCUGAAGAAAAUGCAGUUGAUGGAGCUGGCCAUUCUCAACGGGACCUACAGAGACGCCAAUGUCAAGACGCCCACCGCCGGCUUCCCUCUGGCGACCCCUCAGGCGCCCCGGAUCAUCACAGGCCCGACGCCCGUCCUGCCUCCCACCCUGCGCAACCCCGCCCCUGUCACCACGCCGACCAUCAUGCCUCUGAUCCGUCAGAUCCAGAGCUCCGCCCUCGUGCCGGGAGGCAAUCCACACCCGGCGCUGGUGCAGCAAGGGCCCGAAUCUGGAAUCAUCUACACGCCCUACGAGUAUCCCUACACACUCACACCCUCCAUAUUGGAAUACCCGAUUGACUCAACUGGAGUAUUAGUCCCUUCUUCCUGUGUUUUCGCAGCAGGUGCCAUGACCACUAAGGUACGACGCCACGACAAGAGAAUCCAUCCUUACCAAAGGGUAGUGACCCCAGACAGAGCUGCCACGGCAACUAACCCAUGACCCCUUGACCUUCUGACCUUUCCGCCCACUGAUGACCCACCCAUCUCCGCCUGCUGGCGUGCUCAUUGGCCCGCGGCCCCGUCACUCCCCCAGCUCAGCCAACCAGACCAGCACAUUGGGAACAACCCCGGCUGCUUCUGUCUAACCAGCCAACCAGACGACAGCGAUCACGGGAGUAAACCUCAGGACCCCGCCCAUCACCAAGUCCUAACCUAAACUUUACCAAACGUGCCUUCCUUUCAAAAAGUCCAAAGCCAGUCUGAGAAUGUUUCAUAACCAGUCAGAAUCCCAAUUUGUAACAGUUGUUGCCAUGCAUAACCAGUAGACUUUACUGGGGACGGGGCCCCAAACUGGUGAAGGGCUCCUAAACCAAUCCCUGGCUGUGCCAAACUGUCUCUGAGCUGCCCUGCCCUCAGUCCAUGUGAUGCAAUAAUAAUGACUUUAUUAAUAACAUGGUAACUAAACUGAUAAUGGUGGUACUUAUCCAGCACAGAAACCCUCCAUAAACACUAAAACUAAAAAGAGAUAUGUUGAUAUUUUAAAGUAUCUUUCCUCAUCAUGCACCUUUUACUGAAAGGAGCACUUCACCAACAAGACUAUCGUUUGUAUUUUUAUUACCCACCCUGUGAUGUGUUGAAUUUGUAAAGAAAUCUUUGUUUUUCUCGCUUGUCUUCACGGUGAACGAAGCAUUUAAAAGCGGAGAAAGUAAAACAGUAAAACUAUAUCAAAACAUCUGUUAACAGACUUAACUCACGCCGAAUAAUCCAAGUCUCAUCUAUCCAGUUCAGGGAUGCCGUAGGGUUUAGUUGAUUCAAAACACACCCAAAACACACAUUAAACACACAUUAAACAUGGCUUAAUACAGACAAUUUCAAACAUAAGUCCACAAAUCAGCUUCACUAUAACUCGCAGCAUUCACAGACAAACACUUGUCUUUAUCUGGACACAUUUUCCCCACAAAUACAAUAUGCUAACGUUAUUAGCACAAGCCUAUGGCAUUUUACAUUGUAUAUAUUAGCCUAGUGGCUAGCAGACUUUUCAUGUAUUCAUAUAAAAGCAGGGACAACAGCAACAUUUAACAAAGGUAACGUUACAAAAUUCGGCUCCAUUACAACACACAAGGUUCACUGACAAAACAACUGUCUUAUACUAAACACGUUUUCCAAACAAAUAUAACAUGCUAAUGCUACUACCACAAGCCUAUGGCAUUUUACAUUGUAUAAAUUAGCCUAGCGAUGAGCAGAGAUUUCCUCUGCUCAUAUGAAGCCAGGAUAAAUCACGCAUAAGACUUAAAAUGCUAAAAUGCUAUUUUUGUGGAGGCUUUAUUGUCUUCACAAUUUAUAGUUUCUUAUCUGUGAAAUUAAAGUAAAUAAAAGCUUUGUUUCCACUGAGGGAAAUAGUUUCAGCUUACAGAAAUAGACAGGAGGUCUGCGUCGCCAUGAUGCGUAGUUGCAUUUCUGGGGAGGUGCACGUCAGGCUAUGCUGUAGGUACGGUGUUGAUUUGACAUAGAAGUAUAAAUCUCGCAUUAACUAUAAAUCUGUUACCGCCGAGGAUUUUUCUGAUUGGUGACGCAUGUCGGUUUGUAAAUUAAUCUAGCUGCUUUUUAGUUUUCUUCACUGCGCACCAUCUGGGUCUGGUGGGAUUUAGCUAGCGCCGUGAUCGUUCAGUGGCUCAACAGUGUUGUUGAAACAUUGUGCCCACCCUCCAGCUGCUCUCGAAGCCGUCCCGGUGCAGCUUAAUUUUAGCCGCAGACCCUUCUGUAGUAUUCUUAACUACUGUUAGCUCUGUUAGCAUCGCAGCAGUGUUAGCGCAGCUAGUGGUGCUAACAUAGUUAACAGUGCUAACUUUGCGGCUCAAAACGCGGUCGCUUAUUCACCGGGGCUACUUGGGGGGAGACCAAAUGGUGGCUACCAUGUUUCCAUAGCAAUGCUCUCCCUCCCGCCAGCUAGAAUCCCACCUGACCUGGGUGGUGCACAGAGCAAGGCCCUCAGGAAGUGUGCCAGGCUUUGAAGCUAAUGUUUGUAGUGGCCAAACCAUGGCACUGCGAUUUUUGGGGUCCGUCACAUGAUGCCAUAGGGCCCAAAAAACUUUUCCCAUAGACCUACAUUGGGAAAGAGACCUCUGUAACUCAAUGGAUACAUUUUUUUGAGUGUCACAGCCCCUGCCACAUGACUGAUCCAUGAUGUUUCGCGAAAAUGCGUGGGUUUGUUAAUUACUGAGCUUACGACUGGAUAACUGAGACUUGGAUUAUACUGCACGAGUUGUGUGAGAGUUUGUAAAUGGAUGUAUAGGUGUAGUUUUUCUGUCGCUAAGAGCAACGUGUAUAAUAUCAAUUCAUCAAGAAUUUUCUCAAUUUUUGGAUUCUCCGUUCACUGUGGAGGUGUCCGAGAAAAACAAUGAUUUCUUUACAGUUCAACACAACACAGGGUGAGUUAAUGAUAUACAAACAGUCAUUUUUGUUGAUGAAAUAUUCCUUUAACUUCGUCACACACUCACCACGGGGAUUUCUUCUUUUCUGGGCCGACAUACAUUCAUCAAUUCACACUCCAUAAUUGGUGUUAAAACUUCCAUAUAUGAACAUGCUCUCCCCUGAAACGUAACACCAACAUGUGUCCACUCGUGUUCAAAAUGUCACUUUAUUUUUAGGAGCGUAUCAAUCUGCGCCUCAUUUCCUUUAAAAAUUACACAUUUCCAUUUUGUCUCGACAUGUUCGAAUGAGGAAAACUUUAAAAAAAAGACGUAAAGUGAAAUGCCAGCGCUGAAGCUUUUUCACCGCAACAGGUGCUCGGUGAGGAAAAAAUAACAAACUGGAAUCCAAAAUGCCAAAAUAUCUCUUGAGUUUUUUUAACAGGUAAAUCAUCCCAAUACUGAGUCAACAUAUGCAGUAUAAAUGCCUAGUCUGUACACACAUACACACACACACACACACACACACACACACACACACAGAGGGGAGGUUGCACUUCUUUUGUCUAAAUCUAGAGGACUUACACAACGAUGCCUUUGCCUCUCUCACACUACAGUAUUGUAUGAGCUUGAACAACAGUGCCUUUAUUUAUUUCAGAGCGAUGGAACAAUGUUACACCUAAAUCUUUUACUACAUCGUGGGUUUGUGCCCAGUAUGAAAUUAUGUCCUUUUGGUUUAUGCAGAUUAAUCAUCCACAUUUUAUGGUUUCACAUCUCUGUCUCUUCUCAGUUCAGAUUUUAGUGCCAAAAACAAAAAAACAAAAGUGGCUCAUUUGAAUUGGAGGUGAAAUGCAGUAUUGAAGCAGCAGCAGCUACGAUUUCUGAAAUGUUUAUGUGUGAGGUUUGGAUACCUCUAGAGAACAGUGUUAUAUUUUAUCUUUUUGUUUGUUAUGUCUUGUCGGAGAUGAAGUCCCUAUCUAUAUUUCUGCAUGUGUAUCCGCUUUUGUUCAGACGGUGUGGUGAAGUUACACACGCACAUACACAAAAACCAACCGAUGCCUUGACAGAAAAAAAAAAACCAGAAAAAAAAAAAUCAUGGAGCCGUAACAUCUGUAACAAGUUUAUAAUGUAUUUUUAUAUUAUAUUUUGUACGUGGAAAAUAACAUUAAAUGACAUUUUCAGAUAAGAACAUUAUGCCUUAUUAAGGAGAGUAAUUUGAUGAGUGUAACUACCCUUCAUGUGUCAUAAGUAAUCGAUGUCCUGAUAUACUGGAGUCUCUGAUGUCCUCUGUAUUAACUUGAGCCUUUGAGAUCAACAUCGCUUGCCCUCUGUGCCUUUUGUAUUUUAUGAGUGUGACGAUUAACAGUGUAGUAUGACAUUAAUCUACUCUUCAAGUGUAGGUUACUAACUGUUACCACUUCUGUGAUUAUUAACAACUUUAAUGGUAUCUCACGGAAG